Linum trigynum is the source of this 3021-nucleotide messenger RNA. The record is from the annotation of a GenBank genome assembly. Lineage: Eukaryota; Viridiplantae; Streptophyta; Magnoliopsida; Malpighiales; Linaceae.
UCCGCUCCUUAGCUUUUAAACCCUCUUUUCAUCUGUAUAUAUAACCGCUCCCCUUUCUCCACUGUCUCUCACAUACUCGCAAAAAACCUCCAUCCAUUUUCUCCUUUCCAGACCCUUCUUCUUCGUUAUCUCCGUCCUCGCUUUUCCAAUGGCUGGUGGAAAGAUUAAGAUCGGAAUCAACGGGUUCGGCCGUAUUGGUCGUUUGGUUGCUAGGGUUGCUCUCAAGAGGGACGAUGUUGAGCUCGUUGCUGUGAACGAUCCGUUCAUCCCUACUGACUACAUGACCUACAUGUUCAAGUAUGAUACCGUCCAUGGUGGGUGGAAGCACUCUGAUGUGAAGGUGAAGGAUGAGUCCACCCUUCUCUUCGGCGACAAGGAAGUUAAGGUUUUCGGUCUCAGGAACCCGGAGGAGAUCCCAUGGGCAUCUGUUGGUGCUGACUUCGUUGUUGAGUCCACUGGUGUCUUCACUGACAAGGACAAAGCUGCUGCUCACUUGAAGGGUGGUGCCAAGAAGGUUAUCAUCUCUGCCCCAAGCAAAGAUGCACCCAUGUUCGUUGUUGGUGUCAACGAGAAGGAAUACAAGCCGGAGCUUAACAUUGUCUCCAACGCUAGCUGCACAACCAACUGCCUUGCUCCCUUGGCCAAGGUUAUCAACGACAGGUUCGGAAUUGUUGAGGGACUCAUGACCACCGUCCAUGCCAUCACUGCCACCCAAAAGACCGUUGAUGGACCAUCAAACAAGGACUGGAGGGGUGGAAGAGCUGCUUCCUUCAACAUCAUUCCCAGCAGCACUGGAGCUGCCAAGGCUGUUGGCAAGGUUCUCCCAGAACUGAAUGGAAAGUUGACUGGUAUGGCCUUCCGUGUCCCAACUGCUGAUGUCUCAGUGGUCGACCUGACUGUCAAAAUUGCCAAGGCAGCAACAUACGAGCAAAUCAAGGCUGCCAUCAAGGAGGAGUCUGAGGGUAAUCUCAAGGGCAUCUUGGGAUACGUUGAUGAGGAUGUUGUGUCUGCUGAUUUCCUCGGUGACAGCAGGUCAAGCAUCUUUGAUGCCAAGGCUGGAAUUGCAUUGAACGACAACUUUGUCAAGCUCGUGUCGUGGUAUGACAACGAAUGGGGCUACAGCACCCGUGUUGUUGACCUGAUCUGCCACAUCGCCAAGACCGUGUAAAUUGGGAGAUAAGAGAUCAAGGAAGGAUUGGAAUGGAAGGGCUGAGCUCCUGUUGAGUUUCUUUUUUCAUGUUGAUGAGUGGGUGGUGGGUUGUUGAUGUGGUUUUCAUUUUCCCAGAGUUUUAGAGAUACAGUUGGUAUCAUAUCAUAGCUGUUUCGGGAGGAACCCUUUUGACUAUGGAAUAAGGAUUUAGUUGAAUUCUGAAUUUUGCCUUUGCUGGUACCAGUAUAAAUGUUUAUGGUUAUGGUUCUGGUUCAUGUAUCAGAUAAAAGCUUUGUUAAUCAAAGCUCAGCAGGGAAGUGUCUUCCUUUUCCUGGCAAAGCUUUCACUGCCAUUGAGGUGUCCGUCCUGGCUUGGUCUAUAGUGGGGUGCAUUUAGUGACGGCUUAUAUGUUGCCGAUGACAAGUGUGACGCGAAUACUCGUCAUUGUGAAAUACUGAAAUGGACGUUUGGCUCCAAGCCAAAACUAGCUCGGUAGAGGUGUUUAAUUUGGAUAUCAUCGAGGUAUGUGUUGUAUUGAAUUGAUAGACUAGUCGACGUUGUCAAUUAUCUGUCGGUUUCUGUAACCCAACUUGUUUUAUGGGCCGGAAGGAUAACGUAACAGAGGUAUGGUUCUUCAAUGUUGGCCUGAAAAUCUCCAAGUGCUCUCAUUUGAGUUGGCGGCAUAGUGACCAGAAAUUGGGCAACAAAUUCUGUCAGAAAGGCUUGAAAAACUGACUCAAUCCAUCUUUUCGAGAAAAGGUAGUUCCAAUCCUCAAAAAGAUAAUUUACAUCUGGAAACUUGAAAGUCGGUUGACGAAAUAUACAUCACUUGAAUGCAUCACCAAUGGAGCCCCAAUACUGUAAGAAGAGCUUGAUGAAAUACUUUGAGAAGAUGCCUUGGGCUUGGAAUGGAACCCUCAUCUUUGGACUGUCUAUUUCGGAAGGGAAAAAAAGAAGAAGCCCAUUCACUCUCAGCAUAUCUAAUCAAGGAUCACAGAGUCCAACAACCCCUUAACUUCACAUGAAACUACUUUUUCACAUGCCUCACUCACCUGCUCCACAAUCACAAAGCUCUUCACGUUUCUGAUCCAAAGCCCCAACUUUAGCAACUCCAGUUUCAUAUGACAGAUUGAAUUUAUGGCAUCCGCCUGAACAUCAAACACCAGUCAGUCAGAAGUCUUCUUUAUGCGCAAGCAACAGUAAGCCCCCGUCUCACUGGUUUCAUACAUAUAUAUAUAUAUUUGGUUAUGAAGAGCUUAAAAGAGUCUUGUGCAUGAUUUUAUACUGUCAGCUGAAUUAAGGUUUAGAUUUUUGGUUCGAGAAAUAGAUUCAGCGGCCAAUUUCCUACUGUCUCAUGUUGCUCCUUGGGAAGUUUCCGAGAUAGUCCUCAAAUCCCUGUCUGUAAGUUGAAUCACUGUGUCCUUUCUGCAUUUGGCUAUGGAUCUUCACAGUUGAAUAGUAUUGCAUUUCAUCAACAGGAGCAACAAGGUUAUGGGUCAGCCAACCCGUCUGAUCUUAACUACUUGGUACCCAAAGUAUCUGUUAUGGGGGAUGACUGAUUUUAUAAGACCAUUCAGCUGGUAUCUCAUCUCAUGGCCUUGUUUCCAAAUUGCUUUCUCGGUUCAAGGAUAAGACCAUUCAAAUUGUUUGAACUUUGAAGAGAUGAUAAGAUAAGUAAGUAUAUAACCUAGCUACCAGACCUGCAGUGUCUUACUUGCUAGAGGAAUUAUUAGGGUCAAAUCGGUUAGGUUAAAUCUUUGGGUAGUUAUAGAGAAUUAAUCGAAUUAUAUAUAUAUAUAUAUAUAUAUAUAUAUAUAUAUAUUCUGUGUUAGGCAUAAGCUAGGGUUAAGCAAUAACAACAGAAUUAUUCC